This is a messenger RNA of Octopus sinensis (East Asian common octopus), 369 nucleotides long. RefSeq lists its product as uncharacterized. The record is from RefSeq and is a predicted model, not a curated record. The coding region runs from base 1 to 369 and encodes 122 amino acids. NCBI's taxonomy places the organism in Eukaryota, Metazoa, Mollusca, Cephalopoda, Octopoda, Octopodidae. The transcript has a single exon.
AUGAUCUUGUUGGAUUUUAGAAUCCAGUGUGAUUUCCUAAUUGAUGCUCAGAAACCAGACAUUGUUGUAGCAGAUAAAAGGGAAAAGGAAACUAAGAUCUUAGAUAUUGCUAUACCUGGGGAUGCAUGUAGAGGCGACAAAGAGCUGAAAAGGGUGGAAAAAUACAAGUUACUAAAAGUUAAAAUUGUAAGAAUGUGGGCAAUGAGGAGAGUAACUGUUACCCCGGUAGUUAUAGGGGCACUCAGAGUACUAAGAACCAAGUUCAAGAAAUAUGCCAGAGAAACUGGAAUAGACAUGAGGGUAGAGCAUGCCCAAAAUACUGCUCUAUUAAGGACAGCUAGGAUUUUGAGAUUGGUAAUUGAGUGUUGA